This is a messenger RNA of Aspergillus mulundensis, 1629 nucleotides long. RefSeq names its product ankyrin repeat domain-containing protein. Lineage: Eukaryota; Fungi; Ascomycota; Eurotiomycetes; Eurotiales; Aspergillaceae. The transcript has 2 exons. The record is from RefSeq and is a predicted model, not a curated record. The coding region runs from base 1 to 1629 and encodes 542 amino acids. Gene Ontology annotation, molecular function: protein binding.
AUGUCUGAAGGCCAGGCUCCAGUCGGCGCCAGCUUUCCGCGCGAGAUUUUCAACGAGAUAAUCUGGCACUUCGUGGAGUCUUCUGAUACCAAAGAUGCCCUUGCCCUUCGUCAGGUUUGCUAUGCCUUCAAAAACGAAACCACCAAACUCAUCUGCUCCCGUCUCGUCAAUGAGCCAGAUUUCUACAAAACCGUAUGGCGGCACUUCUCAGUCGAGAUGAAAACACGAGUCCUGGAUGAACUUCGUACCGGGCUCGCUUACCCGGCAACCAUUUACAGAGGCACCAUGCAGGAGAUGCUGAAACUCGUCCAACCUGACGAUCGAGAGGCUACCGCGCUGAAGCUUGUGGAAGCUAUUGCACAUAGUGACUGGCGCAGGGAAGGCAUCAAUGCACUCCUUGUUUCCCGCGCGCUCGUCGAUACCGAGACCAAUCUAGCUCCUCGUACUCGUGCUCAUAUGCAUCCGUGGCUUAAAAUAUCUCAGGAUGAGCCAGCUGACGUGACGCUGCGAACGCUUCUUGCGUUCCAUGCCCUGAGGCGCCAGAAUGUUACAGAGUUUGCCGGUGUGCUUGCAAACUGUACCAAGCGAGACGUAUUUCGGACAGACCUAUUUGGAAUUGACCUGUUCAACACCGCACUGACAACAGGAAGCAUUGAGAUUGCCAAUGAGUUGCUCCGUUUCAUGACGCCCGGUCGCUUGAGGGACUUGGACCCGGACUAUUCUGGAUGGAAUCACGAAGCUAUCAUUCGCAAAGGAAAUACAUCAAUUCUUGGUGUCUUUCUCAUGUUCGCCGAGGCCGCGUCAGAGGAAUGUGGAAAAUCAGCGUUGUACACCGCGUUCAAAGACGCCGCAGCCUUGAGCAAGCCCGACAUGGCGCAGUGGAUUUUGGAUCACUGCAACGUCGACAAAUACGACCGCAAGGCCCUCCUGACUGAAGGAUUCAACGCUGCAAUUAUGGCAAAAUCCGUGAUCUUCGCGAAGUUCAUCAUUACAUGUGAUGGCUUCGACGUCAACCAAGUUGGGGACGGCCUCUAUGACAGUCCCCUUGGUAAGGUGCUGCGUCUUACGAGCAGGCGAUGGCAGCCGGGGCAAUGCAUUCAACUUGUCAAGCUGCUCCUUGACCGCGGCGCGAACCCAAACGUAACCAAACAAAAAGAAACCCCCCUCUCACUGGCUAUCAGCGCCAACGAUCUCGACGCCAUCUCACUCCUGCUCGACCACGGCGCAGGCAUUGUUCCAAACGCGCCCCCGAAACCCCCGAAAGACAACUUGGAGUUCUACCUCGUCCUCUAUACCGCCGUCUUAUUUGGUAACAGCGGCGUUGUCAAACUCUUGCUCGAGAAAGGUGUUAGCCCCGUUGUUCAAACCUCGUCAACCGGGAAGGGGUUCCGCGUUGAGCUGCUUCCCUCGGAGACUACUGUUUCGUUCUUGGAGGUCUGGACGAUUGGUGAUUUUCUGGAACGAAAGGAAAUAUCCAUUCGGAACAUGCCAUGGAAUUGUGAAGAUGAGCAGCGGUUGACUACACUACGCUUGAUGACUGGCGUCAGAGACAAGUAUGGCCUCAGAAAGGCUUUCAAUACAGAGCGGAUUCGUGAUGCUCGGGUUCGUUACACCGUGAAGCGGCUUUGA